Melampsora larici-populina 98AG31 is the source of this 882-nucleotide messenger RNA. RefSeq lists its product as uncharacterized. The transcript is spliced from 4 exons. The record is from RefSeq and is a predicted model, not a curated record. Lineage: Eukaryota; Fungi; Basidiomycota; Pucciniomycetes; Pucciniales; Melampsoraceae. The coding region runs from base 1 to 882 and encodes 293 amino acids.
AUGUACAUUUGGGCUUCGAAUGAAAGAGCGGCGCAUACACUCUCGUCUCCAUCGGUGACCAAUCCCCUUUGUAUAAUUCCACCGCUUACUCGUCUAAUUUUAACCCAAAGUAUGAAGCUAUCCAUAUACUCUCUUGGGACAGCGUUAUCCAUCUUUUCAGUUACCUCUGUAUUGGGAAUGGAAAUGGCUUUGGAAGAAAGACUGUUAGACGCUUCCACAUCUACUGAUCCAAUACACAUGAAGGACCAGACAACUCAUCAGUGUGAAGAUAUGGCAAGGUCUGGUGAUUCAUUACAAGAAAGGAUCUUUCAUGGCAUCAAAAGUCAGUUUCUUCCAAAGAAGAAAGCACCCCCUACGGUAGGAACAAUGGCUGUCCGGCUCUCGAAUCCGCUUCUCAACCUUGAUCAGACCCAAAGAAUGCGAGAAUUUGCCCAAAAAGCCACCGCUAUGAUCUCAGACACCGCCUCUUAUUCUGAUAAAGUUCUGGCUUGGAAAGGCAUCUUUCAAGAAGGUUUGAGUCUCUGGGAAACAAAACAAAAGGAUGUAGAUGGAUGGAGAGUUUUAGGAUUCCUUGAAAAAUUGUGUAGUUUAGCUCCUGCAAACAUGGAAGUUGUACAAGUUUUGAUUGGCAAGUUUCCUGAUGAACUGAAGCUGAAACUGAAAGCGGUUGAGGAGUACCCUGUGUACUUUGAAGAAAUUCCUUCUGACCUCACGGAGUGUUGGGCCAGGGCUACAUUGAUUGGUAGUUAUCAGAGACGUAUCAAGGCAGAAGCACCUGAAAAACUAGGAACAACAAGGAUUGAUAAAAUCAUCAAAGAAUACUUGAUGGCAGCAAAACUUCCUCAAUGUCUCCAAAGACUUUGGAAGGGGACUAUUCAAUAG